AUGGCAGCCCCAGAUGCAACUCGCGAAGAAAGUCCACCAGUGGAUGAGGAAAUCAACUCCGUUCCCUAUUACACGACGUUUGCUGCCCGCCGAAUGACCCAACCACGAUGGAACGAAUACAGGAACCAAAUGCCUAGAAUUGUACAGGUGACGCCUCAUGGUGUUCAACGGAAGACGGUCCAGUGGGUCGCAUGGAGCUGCGACGGCAAAAGACUCGCUUCUUGCGGUUACGAGAAGAGUGUGCGACUAUGGAACCCAGAGAAGAGUACUGAAGUCAGAAGCACUGCGAGUCUCAGCGGAGGACAUACCGAGCAUAUUGACCAAGUUGCCUGGAGUCCAGUGCACAAGGACUUGCUAUGCUCAUCCAGCUCUGGGGAUAGACGCGUGUGUUUCUGGGAUGCUCGGCAAUCCAAAGUCAUCCAAAACAUUCGCCUAGAUGGAUCACCAUGGCAGAUUGCCUACUCGCCCGAUGGGAAAUCUCUCCUCACACAAGGACGGAAAAGACUCGUGGACAAAGCUCGAAGCUCCGAAGCACAAUUUGGAAACAGAGGCGAGCUGCUUCGACUCUCGAUCAUGGAUAUUUGCUGGCUCAAUUCUGGAACUGCAUUGGGUCUUGGAUGUGCAGAUGGCUCUCUCCGAAUCGUCGAUUACCCAACAUUCAAAGACAUACACAUUCAGACGUGCCAUAACGGGCAAUGUAACACCGUUGACGUCCAUCCUCGUGGAAACUACGUUGUGACCGGUGGUAACGACGCCAUUCUAGGCAUGUGGGAUAUGCAAGAGUGGAUAUGCGUUCGCACGUGUAGUCCUUAUGACGAAACUGUCAACUGGUUACGUUUCUCGCAUGAUGGAGAGUGGAUUGCUUCAGUCGUGGCCAAGCAAAAAGAGAUUACCUUGGUCAACUUCGAAACGGGAGAAGUAGGUCAUCGGAUCAAGAUGUCGGGCGAGGUCAACUGUUUGGCAUGGCACCCAUCCAAGCUCCUUUUGGCGUCAUGUGGAGACGAAGAUGACAAGAAUAAUGUCGGUUGGGUAUCAUUCUUCAACCCUCCAGCGUGA
Molecule: messenger RNA, 1056 nt
Organism: Serendipita indica DSM 11827
Lineage: Eukaryota; Fungi; Basidiomycota; Agaricomycetes; Sebacinales; Serendipitaceae
Source: the annotation of a GenBank genome assembly